Molecule: messenger RNA, 3539 nt
Organism: Geodia barretti
Lineage: Eukaryota; Metazoa; Porifera; Demospongiae; Tetractinellida; Geodiidae
Source: the annotation of a GenBank genome assembly
AAACCUGACUCUAAUUAGCACGCACUCUUCCCUUAGCGGCGGCGACCUUCGUGUGUUUGUUUCCCAUGGAGACCACUGGAGUAUCUUCCCUGGGAAGCACCGACAUCCAGUCCCAAAUCACUGACACUUCAAACUUUUACCCCCAGUCUUCAGAGAGCCUGUUGCAGGUGCUCCAGACACAGCUUCAGGCGGCCAAUGUGGCCACACAGAUCCAGCAACAACUACAGGACGUUUCCACCUCAACCGCCACUGUCCCCUUUACCUCUUCAACAACACCCACCACUCAACUCCAUCCUCCCCCCUCUUCCUCUUCCUCUUCCUCCUCGUUAUUGAACACUCCGUUCACAUCAGGUGACCUCCUCUCCCAGCUGAGACAGCAGCGGCAGCAGCAGCAGCAGCAGGGAUCAGUAGAGACUCAAACAGCCACAGGGGACCAGCCUGGGCAGCAGUCUGCAGUCACCUCUCUGCUGACGGCCCAGCUGGCCACUGCUCUCGGUAUUGACACUGCAGCCAGCUCCCCCUCCACCACUGGCGUGACGGGGAAGGUGCUGCCUAACCUGGCGACUGCCCUGCUCUCCCUGUCCCGUCUCCCGAAUGGCGAGGGCAUUGAGGAGGAGCCACUCUACGUGAAUGCCAAGCAGUACCACCGGAUCCUCAAGAGGAGGCAGGCCAGGGCCAAGCUGGAGGCUGAAGGAAAGAUACCUAAACAGAGACAGAAAUAUAUGCACGAGUCACGGCACAGACAUGCCGUCAAGAGGUGCAGGGGCUACAGUGGGAGGUUCCGUGGGAAAGAGAGUCCGCAGAAGUCCCCCGAUCCACCCAUCAUUGGCUCCCUCCCACAUACACUGCCCCUCAUUUAUCAACCUUUAACGAGCACUGGGCCUUUAGCCAGUAUCAGUGAUGUUGUUACUAUUGCUACCACUGGUAGUACGAGUGAUGUUGUUAGUACCAGCAUCGUCCGUGGUGGUGGAGCAGUUCCUCGGUACCAGAGUGUGGUGGUGGCAGGCCUUGGGGAAGCCCCUGGCCUACGAGGACUAAACGUGGUGCCUGAGAUGAUGAUAGCUGCCAACAAGGGAGACACUCUACCAGUGACCUCUGUAAACACUACCUCGGUUUCAUUACCUCUCAAUCAACUCGGGGUCACCCAGCCAUCAUUAUCGACCGGGUCCCUCGUCCCUGCCAUGUCGUCUGGCCAGGAAGACACGGAGUCUCUUGGAGACGUCACGAUCCAAGGUCUCAUCAACGCAGCGCAGACUUUCUCCGUGCCCAUCCUCCCCACCACUGUCACUAGUGGGUCUCCUUGAUUAGUGAGAGAAACCCUCUCAAUAUCGACCAUGUAGCAGGCGCACAAAUUCAGGAACUUUCUCAAGUUUACGCUCUAAAAUGUGGUGCUGUGCUAAAAAACUGUUCGUAUCAUCUUCUCAAUAACAAAAUUUUAUAUGUAUGAUCAGAAGGGUGAUAUAUAUAAUAUAUAUAUGGCGGUUUAUUAUUGAUUGCGGCUGGCAACAGAAUGACUAUAAUACAUAGUUUGCUGUAGUGACAAAUAUUCUAUGGGUGAGGUCAUAGCAAUAUACCAUCUAUAGUGCUACACUAAGUUUAGAGCCAGGGUAGCUUUGGCUAUAAAUAGAAUACAUUCCACAAAUAGAACUCUCUACAAGGACAAGAAGAACACCAAAGAAAAUGGAGUUACAAAAAUUAGGGGGAGAGGAUGAGACCAAUAAGAGAUGAGUGGGUGAAAUAUAGAGCUCGAAAGCGCACAAAACCUGCUAAUAUAGCAGCCAAUAGAAAACAGCUUCAUCGCCACCGAAAAUAUCCGUUUCCGUUGUCCAGUAUCGAUUGUCCAUGGGUUACUUAACGUUAGCUCCCAUUGCCGAUGCGAGGUGGUUGGGGGGGAGGGGGAUAGGGGGUUGGGUAUAGGUGCUCUCUCCCUUCACACUCAAAGACACCUCACUCCUUCAGUUGUCGGGCUCUGAUUUGAGGCAGAGGGAAGCCGGCUGGCUCACCCCCGCACUGGCAAAGAGGUCCUUGAGCACCUUGAGUUCCUUGGACAGGAGCGUGAUCUUUGACUGGAGGGCCGAGUUCUCGUCCUCAAGGUCCUUCACCCGCUGCUGGGUCUCCAUGAUCUGGACCCGGUUCUUCUCCCGACUCUUUCUCACGGCAACGUUGUUCCUCUCUCGCUUCUCCCGGUACUCCCUCGUGUCCUUCUCGGGCGUCUUUUUCUUGGACGAUUUCUUGGAUGCCUUGCCCGGGGCUGGUCUCGUCCCCACGAGGGAGUCAGGGAGAAGGAGCGAGGUUGGGUCAGUUAGACUGGUGAUAGUGGUUUGGGAGUGGGGUAGGGAGAUCCCACCCACAGCUCCGGAGCCCUCAGUGUCGUACAUGUUGAUCCGGGAGUUGUGGUUUGGCGGUUGUUGCGGAGUGGGCGGGGAGCAGAAGUUGCCAAAGGAGGACGAAAAUGCGGCAGCGGCGACGUCUCCGCUCGUAGUGGUCGUAGGUGCCUCGCGGUAGCUCUGUCGGGCACUCGUCGGGCCGGUGGCGACUGUCUGGGGAGACGGGACGGCUACAACGGCCGUGGGCACCUCGCCGACGCUGCUGAAGACGUCUGGGAGCCACGAGGAAAAGUCGACCGACUCCUCGUUCUGGUACAGCCCCAGGCCGCUCUGCCCAAAGUUGCUGGACUGGGCAGCACCAGCACCGGCUACGCUGUUGGCGGACUUAUUCGUGGGAGGGAAGAACUCCAGUUCGUUCAGUAGACUACCGUCCAUAUCUGAAGUGACAUACAGAGGGUACGCUCGUAAGGAUCUGUCCAUUUGUAGCAAUAUCUAGACUACACACGCGAAGACUGGGCUAAAAAUUCUCUCUCUCAAUGUUUAAACACUGCCGAUCGACAACUUACACAUUAAAGUACGCUAGGGGAAGGGGAAAAGCGAUCUUCCGCUGGCUGACUCUCGAUUGAUCUCUCUCUCUCAAAAACUGAACUGAUGCAAUACCCGGCGUGCGGUAAAAUAGCCACUAUGAUGACGUCAUGUGUUACUAAACAUAGCCCAGCCACGUUGCAGAAAAUCUCUCUCCAGCAGAGAAGAGGGCGGGGCUAGGCUAGCUAGCUUGGCAGCAGUGUCACAUGACUGGCCAAAAAGCUGUUCGGAGGACUGGAACUAGUUACCCGUAGCAGUUCCGUCGGGGUCUUUGCAGGCUUGUUGUUGUAAGUUCUCCCUCGUCCGGUGUAAGCCUUACGUACCGGCAAGUGAUGUCACGCGCGUUGCUGAUAGCACUGGUAGCGGUUCUGACCGCUAGCUGCUCCCUGGCUGAUGAUGAUGAGAGCAUGAGAGAGUAUAUUGACAUGUGGAACCGCACCAUCCAGAGCAUGACAAGUCCACCUGAACCGACUUUCUCGGCGAUGGCACUAAGUUGCCACGGUUGUGAAUUUACUAAAGAGGAUUGUGAGAUACGAGAUUGGAAACCUGCCACAUCAGCUCAUCUCUUGACACCUAAAGACAUUGGCAUCGUGGCUGCUCUCGGAGACUCCAUAACAGUCAGUUUAC